Messenger RNA from Notodromas monacha, 1210 nucleotides. Lineage: Eukaryota; Metazoa; Arthropoda; Ostracoda; Podocopida; Cyprididae. The record is from the annotation of a GenBank genome assembly.
CACCACCUCCACCACCCCCACCCAUGAUAGAUUUAUCUGCGGAUAUUGCCGCUAGACAAGGCUCGUUGAAGGGCGGGGAUGAACGCGGUGCUUUGUUCGAUCAGCUCAAUAAAGGUGCCGACGUGACGAAAGGACUGAAGAAAGUGACCGCUGACAUGCAGACUCACAAGAAUCCUGAAUUGAGAACAGCAAAUACCGUUCCGACCAAAAGCACACCACAGCCUGUUGCGCCUGCGGCUGGACCAGGAAGUAGAAUUGGCGCGGAUCCGACGAAAUCGCCGAAUAUGGAACUCGUCAAUGGAAAAAAGUGGAUGGUGGAGCAUCAGAACGGGAAUGAAGGAUUGGUCAUCAACGUCACAGCUAUUAAUCAAGCUGUGUACAUUUUCCGGUGCACGAACACUGUGGUGCAGGUGAAAGGGAAAUUGUCUUCUGUGGUGAUGGACUCUUGCAAGAAAACCGCGGUUGUGUUUGAUACACUUGUUGGUCCUGCGGAGUUCGUCAAUUGCCAAAGCUGCAAAUUGCAGAUCACUGAUACUGUUCCUAUCGUGUCGAUUGAUAAUUGCGACGGUAUACAAAUGUUUUUGUCUGCUGCUGCCAAGGAUGCAGUGAAGAUUGUGACUUCCAAAUCGUCGGAGAUGAACGUGAUGGUUCCAAAACGAGAUGGCGAUUUUGUGGAAUAUCCAAUUCCAGAACAAUUUUCGACGACCGUUACAGCCGACGGUUUGACGACCGUCGUCGCUGACAGCACUGGUUGAAGCCACCAAAUGCAAUGAAUAAGUCUUCGCAUGGGAAAGAAAACAGCGGUGUGAUUGAAUUCGACUCCUGGCUCGCUUCAAACUUAUUUAUUUUCGCUUCACCGAUUUGUCACGGCUUUUGAUUGAAUACGCGUUAUUUAUAUGCUUUAUCGCGUCGUUAUAGUAUUUAAACGCAGACGACAGGUUCACGACAGUUCACGUCUAACAAGGCUGCGCUUGAUUGCAUUUCUCGGGAACGAUUGAAGUUCCCCGUGAAUAUUUGUAAAUGGCUUCCCUGCUGCGAACGGGAAGCGGAACUUUGUGGCAUGACUCUGGAAGAUGGUUUAAAAAAAACGGUGUCUGGUAACUAAUCGCGUUGUCUGGAGAGACUGUAAUUCUUUAAUUGUGAAGUUCGGCUUUAGUGGUUGUAUGUUGCGUCUUGUGGAAUAAAGUCUGUCCCUAAUUUAACUUGAAAA